CUACUCUCUCUCUCUCUCUGAGUCUCUUCGACUGCCAUUUCUUCUUUCCUUCCAUCUUCUUCGUCUCGCUCUCUCGCAUCUCCAGAAGCAGACCACGGCAAUGGCGAUGCUGAAGCGGGGCUUAAUCUCGACCUCGAAGCUCCUCUCCGCCGCGAGAGUUCCCACGGCCCCCGCGGCGACGACGACGACAACCCUAGGAGGAGUGGUUCGCAGGAGCUACAGCUUGAUACCCAUGGUGAUCGAGCACUCCUCGCGGGGCGAGCGAGCCUACGACAUCUUCUCCCGCCUCCUCAAGGAGCGCAUCGUCUGCAUCAACGGCCCCAUCUCCGACGACACGGCCCACGUCGUCGUCGCCCAGCUCCUCUUCCUCGAGUCCGAGAACCCUUCCAAGCCCAUCCACAUGUACCUCAACUCCCCCGGCGGCGCCGUCACCGCAGGUCUUGCAAUUUAUGAUACCAUGCAGUAUAUCAAGUCUCCUAUCAAUACAAUUUGUUUGGGUCAAGCUGCAUCCAUGGCAUCUCUCCUCCUAGCUGCCGGUGCCAAGGGCGAGAGACGGGCUCUGCCAAAUGCGACUGUUAUGAUUCAUCAGCCUUCUGGUGGCUAUAGUGGCCAGGCUAAGGAUAUGACGAUUCACACUAAACAAAUAAUUCGGAUUUGGGACUCGCUAAAUGCGCUGUAUGCUAAACAUACUGGACAAUCAAUAGAUAUUAUUCAGAAGAAUAUGGACAGAGAUUAUUUUAUGACCCCAGAAGAGGCAAAGGAGUUCGGGAUCAUUGACGAAGUUAUUGAUCAGAGACCAAUUGCUUUGGUGACUGAUGCUGUUGGCCAUGAAGGCAAAGACAAAGAUAAAGUCUCAAGCUAGGAUCUUGCUUUAAGUUGAUUCACUUUUUGAACGGUUUUGUUAUGUUCACAGUAGAAUACUUGUUUUUACUCUAGAUGAAAUGAUAUGGUUUUGUUUCUGA
This is a messenger RNA of Rhodamnia argentea, 962 nucleotides long. RefSeq names its product ATP-dependent Clp protease proteolytic subunit 2, mitochondrial. Gene Ontology annotation, biological process: protein quality control for misfolded or incompletely synthesized proteins. NCBI's taxonomy places the organism in Eukaryota, Viridiplantae, Streptophyta, Magnoliopsida, Myrtales, Myrtaceae. The record is from RefSeq and is a predicted model, not a curated record. Gene Ontology annotation, cellular component: endopeptidase Clp complex. The transcript has 2 exons. Gene Ontology annotation, molecular function: serine-type endopeptidase activity; ATPase binding; ATP-dependent peptidase activity. Bases 101 to 862 code for a protein of 253 amino acids.